This is a messenger RNA of Auxenochlorella protothecoides, 831 nucleotides long. Its product is annotated as DnaJ-like protein subfamily C member 10. Bases 1 to 831 code for a protein of 276 amino acids. Gene Ontology annotation, biological process: protein refolding. NCBI's taxonomy places the organism in Eukaryota, Viridiplantae, Chlorophyta, Trebouxiophyceae, Chlorellales, Chlorellaceae. The transcript is spliced from 6 exons. The record is from RefSeq and is a predicted model, not a curated record. Gene Ontology annotation, cellular component: cytoplasm.
AUGGCCAACCUUUUUAUCAACCUGCCAAAACCCUGUCACUGGCAGCUGUGCACGGAUGCCCUGCGAGCCAUGCUUGCCGGGGACGAAAGGGCGGCGGGGCGAGAGGCCGCCAAGUGCCGUGAUUUGGCUACGGUUGCGUUUCUGAGCGUGCUGGAGCAGAUGCUGCAGCACAACAUGCCCAGCACCCACGCUCUGGAUGAGCAGCAUGCGCGCUCCCUCGACCGCCUGCUGAACCAGCCGGGGAGGCACACCGCCCUGUACAACGACCUGGGCGUGACCGGCGGUGCGACGCGCGCCGACAUCCGGGCCGCCUUCCGGAAGGGGGCGCUGACCUGGCACCCGGAUGUGAACGCCGCUCCGGAGGCCCCCGCUCGCUUCGCCCGCCUCGCAGAGGCGUACGAGGUGCUGUACGACGAGGAGCUGCGCAGGAGCUACGACCGGGAGGGACCGCGGGGCGUGGAGGCCGCAGGCGCCAUCCCUGUGGGCAGCGUGGUGCAGUACGCCCUCAGCCCCGCAGUCCUCGCGCUGGAGGAGGGGCACAGGAGCUCUGGCAUCGGCCUGUUGGUCGGCAGGAACAUGGACAGGGGGGAUGCCAGCAGGCUGCCGCCGGAGCGGCUGGGUCUGUGUGAGGUGGAGGCCUUCCGCCAGACGGAGGCCGGCAGCUCCUGCUGGUGCCCCGACGACCUGGCCUCGCCCGCCUUCUGCCACCUGGACGACCUGCGCCCCAUCCCCGUCGCCGCCUACGACGCGCGCUUCGAUCGGUGGACCAUCGAGGAGGUGCUGCCAGACGGGUGUGCAGGGCCGGACUUGCCAGAGGAGAUCAUCCUGUGA